CUUCAGGAAGCUACCACAGUAUGGGGGGUAAAAUACAGAUUCCCUCCCGGCUACAGGAAACCCCCUCUCUCUGUUCUCUCAGACGAAGAAGGAAGUCGAAGUUUAAGAACGGUUAUUAUUGGUUAAACAACAAUUACUGGUGUUUCGGCUACCAUGGAUGAUAAAUGGAUAGACGAUUACUAUGAAACCUUAAGUCUUAGAAUUGAACAUGAUGGUUCCCCAAAACAACUUAUAUAUCCAAGAUCUGAAAUCAAGGAACCAUCACUUGAUUUAGACUCUUCACUUAAGAUGUUUUCCCAAGAAGCAGCAUGUGAUGCAGAUGACUGGACGGAUGUCAACACAAAGUACGGUGACAGGAGGUCAUUCGAUGGGUUUCUUGACCUGUUAGAAACGUCUGGCCUGGAAAAGUAUGCAUCCAACGAGGAUAAUGACAUCAAUAUUAGUUACCAGCAGAAUAGAUGGUUGUCUCUUGAGGCGUCUCCAGAUGAUGUGGUUAGGGACCAUGUGGUUUUUGCAAAUGAAUACUAUGGUGGAAGCUUGUCGUUGAUGAAACUUUUGCAAAGAAUUCGUUCAGAAUCUGGCGAUGAUUUCAGGCGAAAGCAGGCUGGGUUGUUGGAGUCUUUCCUCGAUCAACUCAUCAAGAUACAAAAGGAGCAGCGGUUUGUUGCAAAUAGUUUCUUUGACCAUCUGGAACAAUUGACUGUUGAUGGUGAUGGAGAUAGGCACAAUUGUCCUGUUAUCCUUUGCAAGGACCCCAUGGUCUCGUGUUUGUGGAAACAAAAGCACCUACUCGAUAGUCUGUGUAUCAUGUCACGUGAAUCGGUUUGGUUGUUGAAGCAACUCAAGGAUUCCCCUUUUACUAGUCCCUCAUCUAUCGAGGAGUCCAACAAGAUUCUUGACAUCAUCUUGGAAUUUAUUUCAAAAUUCAAGAAUUCAAAGGAAUCGUUGGAUCAGUAUCUUUUCGAUGUAUGUUGCCCCUCUAAGGUUCCUCCAGCUCAACUGGUUGCACAUAAUAAUGAAAUAUUAGAUGAUUUUGGAGGGCGCAUAAAAAAUCUUCAGGAGCAAGGCGUUGAAAGAAAAUCUGUCGCGGAAACGCUGCUUGGAUGUUUUUUAGAUGUAGUCAAUAUGAACUACAACCGUGUAGAGCGAGGCAAUCCGUCCAGAAACACCCGUUCUUCUCUUCGACAUGCGUUUUCUGAGGCUGCCAAAGAAACAUCGGAGAUGAUAAAUGAAGCAGUAGAGAAACUAAAUUCAGUCAGGCGUUCUGCGCUUACCGGCGGAGGCUCUCCACUUGGAAGUAUCGCUUUGUGGAGAAUUCUAUUUGAAUCAUCUCUAAUUAAUCUUCGGAUGGAUCUUAUAUGUAAAAACCACAGUGACACAGUCAAUCUCGGGCUCAGACCAUUUGACACUGCCACACGCGAUCAACUGGAUCAGAUUAGUCAGUCGAUUUAUGAACUUAUUACAGUUGGAAGAAGCAUCCUAGUUGAAUUUAUAGCCAUGCACAAAACGGUGGCGCAAGUUUCUUUUCUUUUAGGAGAUGCUUUCACAACUGGCGGGGAGCUUUCUAGUGAAGUUAGGGGCUUUGGAACUUCAAGCAAGGAUUUUGACCAAUUCUUAGUUGAUUUCGAACCCAAAGAUUUCCCUUGGGAUAAACACGUUGUUCAUGAUUAUUUUAAGAUUGAUGUUGACGACCCUAAGACGAGGAAAUGGAUGAAAGCAAAUCCAAACUAUGGAGAGUAUGUCGGUGGUGGUUUACGCAGUUGUAUUUUCUCUUGAAAGAUAUACUGUAGUACCUUUGUAAAAUGUGCAUACUGUUUGUCAUGGAGCUUAAUUAUCUUUUUAAGACGAGACAUUAAAAAUUAUUAUUAUUUUUGUGUUUUGGAGAAUUGGUAGUUUUUCUUCAAAAUAUUGUUCAUAGCUUAAGUUAUUGGUUGGAGAUUUGACUAUGUGUAACCGUUGUGGAUUUUA
Papaver somniferum (opium poppy) is the source of this 1968-nucleotide messenger RNA. RefSeq lists its product as uncharacterized. Bases 154 to 1776 code for a protein of 540 amino acids. Gene Ontology annotation, biological process: ribosomal large subunit assembly; rRNA processing. The record is from RefSeq and is a predicted model, not a curated record. The transcript has 8 exons. Gene Ontology annotation, cellular component: preribosome, large subunit precursor. Lineage: Eukaryota; Viridiplantae; Streptophyta; Magnoliopsida; Ranunculales; Papaveraceae.